AUGCCACCGAGCGGCGCGUGGACCAAGGCCGCCUUCGUGGCGCUCGCCGUCUUCAUGCUCGUACACCUCGCGCUGGAGACGCGAGAGAUGGCCUCGCCUAGCGUGCUCCAGCGAUACGCCGUUGAGCCAGCGUCGACGAGUAGCAUUGACGCGCUCCACGCGGCGCACGACGACGAGCUCUUGCACUUGAUCGCCUUGAACGUCUUUUGCCGCAAGGAAGACAACGUGCUCAUCCCAUGGACCGCCCGCAACUCGAGCGACAUGCUGCACCGCGACAGUCCGCACGCAGCGAUUCUGGCCGAAUUGCGCAAGUGCCCUGCCGUCGACAUUUACCUCAACACGGGCGUCCGAGACCACGGGUACUGCGAAGACGCGAUGGCGUACACGCUGCAUCUGCAGUCGCGCGCGAUCCCGAAAUGGGUUCUCGAGACGACGUUCACGGAUGAGGACGGGAUGGCCACCACGUACUUUGAGCUGUGUCCGCGCUCGGCCAUCCUCUUUAUGAACCACUACUGGGAAGAGGUCCAUGAAAUGCCACGCUUUCCGUCCACGAAAAAGAUCGUGCUCAUGCCCAACGUCGAGAUGGGCGAGCUAAAACCAUCGCAUUACCACCGCGUGGACAUUGUCUUGGCCAAGUCGCGCGAUGCGUACAACCGCAUCUGGGCCUGGUACAACCAAGACUUCAACAACCCACGCAGUGCCAAGGUGCUCUACACGCAGCAUACGACAAGCGACGCCACCGUCUUGGUGCGCAAUGCGAGCCACCACGGCCAGCUCAAUGACACCCUCGCACCCAAAAACUUUAGUCGGCUCAGCGUCGUGCACGCCAACGGCAAGAGUCCGUUCAAGAACGCGGGGCGAAUGCUCCAGUGCUGGAAAGACCACCCCGAGUUUCCGAUCUUGCACCAGUACUCGAGCGACGACUGGUCCAACGGCACGUACAACGAGCUCUGGCGUGGCCAUCCGCCGGCCAACGUCGACUUUCACUUUGGCAAGUACGUCUCGUCCUUGGGCUUUGCCAAGAUCUUGAACGACGCGACGGUGAUCGUGUGUCCAAGUGCCAUGGAAGGGUUUGGCCACUACAUCAACCAAGCGCGCGCGGCGGGAGCCCUCGUCGUGACGACGGACGCGCCCCCCAUGGACGAGUUUGUCGACGACGACUCGGGGGUGCUCAUCCACGGCAUCACGCCGUGGGCCGACAAGGCCACGAUGGGCCAGAACUUUAUGUUUGAAGUGCCGACGCGGGCCAUUUGCGAGUCGAUUCAAGACAUCCUGGCCAUGGACCCGCAAGAGCGUGCGCGGCGCGCGGCCAACGGCGUGCGGCGAUACUUCAAGCAACUACAGUAUUUCAAGCAGAGUAUGCAGACGCUGCAAGCGAUGGUGUAUCAACGUUUAUAG
Molecule: messenger RNA, 1398 nt
Organism: Saprolegnia parasitica CBS 223.65
Lineage: Eukaryota; Oomycota; Saprolegniomycetes; Saprolegniales; Saprolegniaceae
Exons: 3
Coding region: 1-1398 (465 amino acids)
Molecular function (GO): glycosyltransferase activity
Source: RefSeq, a predicted model, not a curated record